Molecule: messenger RNA, 957 nt
Organism: Botrytis sinoallii
Lineage: Eukaryota; Fungi; Ascomycota; Leotiomycetes; Helotiales; Sclerotiniaceae
Exons: 3
Coding region: 1-957 (318 amino acids)
Molecular function (GO): phosphatidylcholine lysophospholipase A1 activity
Source: RefSeq, a predicted model, not a curated record
AUGGGCAUUUUACUUUCAUGCACUAAUGCAUUAAUCUUUCCCAAUGUAAACACUCGCGGGUACAAUAGCACGAGAUCCAAUGACACAAUAUCUAAUGUCACGAGAUCUGAAAACAGCCUCAGAAUUCAAGCUCUCGGCAACUCGAUAACCUAUGGCUUUUUAUCUAGUGAUGGGAAUGGCUUUCGCCUUGGCCUUCGCGAUCUACUCACAUCUGCUGGAAACACCGUUCAAUAUGUGGGCUCGGUCCGAGCGGGCAACAUGAGUGACAAUUUCAAUGAGGGUCAUCCGGGAGCCAUCAUCUCAGAAAUUGCUGAAUAUGCGAAGUUAUCUCUUCCCGAGGAUCCAAACCUGGUUUUGCUUAUGGCCGGUACGAACGACAUGAACAAUUUCAACAAUGUUACUACAGCUCCAGAGCGACUCAGUGGACUCAUCGAUGAGAUUACUUCUGCAGUUCCGAAUGUUACUCUCAUAGUUGCUCAGCUUACCCCCGCUUCAAAUACUACCGUAAAUGCCGCAAUGGUCGCUUUCAAUUCCAAGAUACCCGAUAUCGUUGCAUCUAAAGUUGCCGCUGGCCAAAAGGUUUCCACAGUCAACAUGAUGGACUAUGUCACUGUGAAUGAUUUGGUAGAUGGACUUCAUCCAACAGAUUAUGGAUAUCAGCAAAUGGCGAAAGCAUGGUUCGCUGGAAUUCAGCAGGUACAGAAAAAUGGGUGGAUAGAUUCUCCAAUUUCCACCAACGUCACGCUGGCCCUUCAGACGGCGGUUGCAGCGAGUACUGGUACAAGCACUGGUAGCAGUUUCAGCGCCAGCUCCACUAGUACCCAAAACACCAGCACAACUAUGGGCAUCAGCAAUAGCAUGGCCUCUUCCAAAUCAGCCUCCGACCGAAGAUUUCAUAACCCUUCGAUUAGUACCGUGUUUCUUUUAGUUUUGGCCGCUCACUUUUUAUACGCCUAA